This is a messenger RNA of Encephalitozoon romaleae SJ-2008, 846 nucleotides long. RefSeq lists its product as hypothetical. Lineage: Eukaryota; Fungi; Microsporidia; Unikaryonidae. The transcript has a single exon. The record is from RefSeq and is a predicted model, not a curated record. Bases 1 to 846 code for a protein of 281 amino acids.
AUGGAAAAUACAAGUCUAAACGUGGGCGUGGAGGGCGUUCUAGGGUCUGGUGCAAAAGGCAAAAAUGGACAGGGAACCAAGAGGAGAUGUGGGAUGGAUGGUAAAAUAAAUGCUUUGUCCAAGAUAAGUGAUAAUCCAUUUGAUGUUUUGUCACAAUCGCUGUACAAGAAGAAUGAGAUAAGCUGUAAGGAGGUUCCAUCAAAGCAGGAUCUGAUGGAGGACAGCAUAUUUGAAGAGCUUCUUCUGAAGGCCAAGACUGAGCCUAAGAAUGAAGAGAAAAAGUUAUGUUAUGGAAUAUUUACUUCGAUGGCCUUGGUGACUGACUCAGAAAUCCAGAUCCAAGAGAAGAGGAUGUACAAAUUCCCUUUUGAAGUUGAAACAAAGAAUGAUGGAUCCCAGCUCUUCGAGAAAAUGUAUUCGGAAUACCUGAUAGCAGCCAAGUCUGUAUUUAGGGAGUAUAAAAGGAGUAGCAUCAGGUUCUUCAUGAAGCUUAAAAACGACUUCUUAUUGUUUGAUUCAUACCUAAAGACUAGUUACGGAAUGAAGAAGGAACUUGUCAGAAACGAGAUCCGAUUCGAAGAAGAAGGGUCGUUCCUUAUUGUUAAGGGAAUAGAAGUGGCUCUGGUAUUUGAUUACAUAAUCAACAUCCCUAUAUCAUCAUCCUUUUGCAUACCCUUCAUUCUGUCUGAAAGCCAGUUUGAAAAUGGAAUUCUAUUUUCUGUGAAACUUGAAAGAAAGCGAGCUAUAAGGGAAGGAAAAAAGAUACUCUACUCAUACGAACUUCUUGGCCCAUUUUGGGCAGAUGAUUACAAGGAGCUGAUUCGUUUUCACACCAAGAUAAUCUGA